Molecule: messenger RNA, 5084 nt
Organism: Eubalaena glacialis (North Atlantic right whale)
Lineage: Eukaryota; Metazoa; Chordata; Mammalia; Artiodactyla; Balaenidae
Gene: GAPVD1
Product: GTPase activating protein and VPS9 domains 1
Exons: 26
Coding region: 126-4508 (1460 amino acids)
Biological process (GO): regulation of GTPase activity; vesicle-mediated transport; regulation of actin cytoskeleton organization
Cellular component (GO): cytosol; endocytic vesicle; cytoplasm
Molecular function (GO): small GTPase binding; guanyl-nucleotide exchange factor activity; calmodulin binding
Source: RefSeq, a predicted model, not a curated record
CGGUGGUGGCAGUUCGCCGCGAGAGCAACGGCUCCGAGGCCGAGUGGCGGUCCUGCGCAGACCUCGGUGCCCUCCUCCGCAUGAUCUUCUUGUGAUCAGCCUUUGUACCUUCUCCACAUUUGAAGAUGGUGAAGCUAGAUAUUCAUACUCUGGCCCAUCACCUCAAGCAGGAACGCUUAUAUGUAAACUCUGAGAAACAGCUCAUUCAGAGGCUCAAUGCAGAUGUACUUAAGACAGCUGAAAAGUUGUAUCGUACAGCAUGGAUCGCUAAGCAACAGAGAAUUAAUUUGGAUCGGCUUAUUAUAACCAGUGCUGAAGCUUCCCCUGCUGAAUGUUGCCAACAUGCCAAGAUUUUGGAAGAUACACAGUUUGUUGAUGGGUAUAAGCAGUUGGGAUUUCAGGAGACUGCUUAUGGAGAAUUCUUAAGUCGAUUAAGGGAAAAUCCUCGUCUUAUUGCCUCCUCUUUGGUUGCCGGAGAGAAACUUAAUCAGGAGAACACACAAAGUGUUAUUUACACAGUUUUUACCUCUCUCUAUGGCAACUGCAUUAUGCAAGAAGAUGAAAGCUACCUCCUUCAGGUGUUGAGAUACUUGAUUGAAUUUGAACUUAAAGAAAGUGACAACCCCAGGCGACUUUUGAGGAGAGGAACUUGUGCCUUCAGCAUCUUAUUUAAACUUUUUUCUGAAGGACUGUUUUCUGCCAAACUUUUCCUCACAGCAACUUUACAUGAGCCAAUCAUGCAGCUGCUUGUUGAAGAUGAGGAUCACCUGGAAACAGACCCAAACAAGCUAACUGAGAGGUUCUCCCCAUCUCAACAGGAAAAACUCUUUGGAGAGAAAGGCUCAGAUAGAUUCAGGCAAAAGGUUCAAGAGAUGGUGGAUUCCAACGAGGCCAAACUAGUGGCUUUGGUGAACAAAUUUAUUGGUUAUCUCAAACAGAACACAUACUGCUUUCCACAUAGUUUGAGAUGGAUUGUGUCACAGAUGUACAAAACUCUCUCCUGUGUAGAUAGACUGGAAGUUGGGGAGGUCAGAGCAAUGUGUACUGACCUCCUGUUGGCCUGCUUCAUUUGUCCUGCGGUUGUCAAUCCAGAACAGUAUGGAAUAAUUUCUGAUGCUCCUAUUAAUGAGGUGGCAAGAUUUAAUCUGAUGCAGGUUGGCCGCCUUUUGCAGCAAUUAGCAAUGACUGGCUCCGAAGAGGGAGAUCCCCGGACAAAGAGCAGCCUUGGAAAAUUUGACAAAAGCUGUGUUGCUGCUUUCCUUGAUGUGGUGAUUGGAGGCCGUGCAGUGGAGACCCCGCCAAUGUCCUCCGUUAAUCUUCUGGAAGGGUUGAGCAGAACUGUAGUUUAUAUAACCUACAGUCAGCUUAUUACUCUGGUGAAUUUUAUGAAGAGUGUGAUGUCUGGAGAUCAACUGAGAGAAGAUAGAAUGGCUCUUGACAAUUUAUUGGCAAACCUACCCCAGGCAAAGCCAGGAAAAAGCAGCAGUUUGGAAAUGACUCCCUACAGUACUCCUCAGCUGUCUCCAGCAACCACUCCAGCAAAUAAAAAGAAUCGAUUGCCUAUAGCAACUCGGAGCAGAAGCCGCACCAAUGUUCUAAUGGACUUACAUAUGGACCAUGAAGGAUCAGCUCAAGAAACCAUCCAGGAAGUGCAGCCAGAAGAGGUGUUGGUCAUUUCCUUAGGAACAGGUCCCCAGCUUACUCCAGGGAUGAUGUCAGAAAAUGAGGUCCUAAACAUGCAGCUUUCGGAUGGAGGACAAGGAGAUGUCCCUGUCGAUGAAAACAAACUCCACGGUAAACCUGAUAAAACCUUGCGCUUUUCCCUCUGCAGUGAUAAUCUGGAAGGAAUAUCUGAAGGUCCUUCAAAUCGUUCUAAUUCAGUAUCCUCACUAGACCUGGAAGGGGAAUCUGUAUCCGAACUUGGAGCAGGACCUUCUGGGAGUAAUGGAGUUGAAGCUCUACAGCUGUUAGAGCAUGAGCAAGCUACAACCCAGGAUAAUCUUGAUGAUAAGCUAAGGAAGUUUGAAAUUCGUGACAUGAUGGGACUGACAGAUGAUAGGGAUAUAUCAGAAACAGUGAGUGAAACGUGGAGUACAGAUGUCUUGGGAAGUGAUUUUGACCCUAACAUUGAUGAAGAUCGCUUGCAAGAAAUCGCAGGUGCAGCAGCAGAGAACAUGUUAGGCAGUUUACUGUGCCUGCCAGGUUCAGGGUCAGUGCUUCUUGACCCCUGCACUGGUUCUACCAUAUCAGAGACAACAAGCGAAGCUUGGAGUGUAGAGGUAUUGCCAAGUGACUCAGAGGCCCCAGAUCUAAAGCAGGAGGAGCGACUACAAGAACUGGAGAGCUGUUCAGGACUGGGUAGCACAUCUGAUGAUACGGAUGUCAGGGAGGUCAGUUCCCGCCCCAGCACACCAGGCCUCAGUGUUGUGUCGGGCAUAAGUGCAACCUCUGAGGAUAUUCCCAAUAAGAUUGAAGACCUGAGAUCUGAGUGCAGCUCUGAUUUUGGGGGUAAAGAUUCUGUCACUAGUCCAGACAUGGAUGAAGUAACUCAUGGUGCCCACCAGCUGACCUCUCCUCCUUCUCAGUCAGAGUCUCUCCUUGCCAUGUUUGAUCCACUGUCUUCACAUGAAGGGGCUUCUGCUGUAGUAAGGCCAAAGGUUCACUAUGCCCGGCCAUCGCAUCCACCACCAGAUCCCCCAAUCCUGGAAGGAGCUGCAGGAGGAAACGAGGCCAGGUUGCCAAACUUCGGUUCCCAUGUCUUAACUCCAGCUGAGAUGGAGGCAUUUAAGCAAAGGCAUUCUUACCCUGAGAGAUUAGUUCGCAGCAGGAGCUCUGAUAUAGUGUCUUCUGUCCGGCGACCUAUGAGUGACCCCAGCUGGAACCGACGUCCAGGGAAUGAAGAGCGAGAACUCCCCCAAGCCGCAGCCAUUGGUGCUACUUCUUUGGUGGCUGCACCUCAUUCAUCAUCUUCCUCCCCGAGUAAGGACUCCUCAAGAGGAGAGACUGAAGAACGCAAAGAUAGCGAUGAUGAGAAAUCAGACAGGAACAGACCUUGGUGGAGAAAGCGUUUUGUUUCUGCCAUGCCCAAAGCUCCUAUACCAUUUAGAAAGAAAGAAAAACAAGAAAAAGACAAAGAUGAUCUGGGGCCUGACAGAUUCUCAACACUCACAGAUGACCCGAGCCCUAGACUCAGUGCACAAGCUCAGGUUGCUGAGGAUAUUCUGGACAAAUACAGGAAUGCCAUUAAACGAACCAGUCCCAGUGAAGGAGCACUGGCAAACUACGAAAGUGCAGAAGUUAUGGGUGAUGGUGAAAGUGCACACGAUUCGCCUCGUGACGAAACCCUGCAAAACAUCUCAGCUGACGAUCUCCCAGAUUCUGCGAGCCAAGCCGCCCACCCUCAGGAUUCAGCUUUCUCUUACAGAGAUGCAAAAAAGAAACUGAGGCUUGCUCUUUGUUCUGCGGAUUCUGUUGCUUUCCCAGUGCUAACCCAUUCAACAAGGAAUGGUUUACCAGACCAUACAGACCCAGAAGACAAUGAAAUUGUCUGCUUCCUAAAAGUUCAAAUAGCUGAAGCAAUUAAUUUACAAGAUAAAAACUUAAUGGCUCAACUUCAAGAAACAAUGCGUUGUGUGUGCCGCUUUGAUAACAGGACUUGUAGGAAACUACUGGCUUCUAUCGCCGAGGACUAUAGGAAAAGGGCCCCCUAUAUUGCUUACCUCACUCGUUGUCGACAAGGACUGCAGACCACGCAGGCUCACCUGGAAAGGCUACUACAAAGGGUUUUGCGGGACAAAGAGGUGGCCAAUCGAUACUUCACCACUGUCUGUGUGAGGUUGCUGCUUGAGAGCAAAGAAAAGAAGAUCAGGGAAUUCAUUCAAGACUUUCAGAAGCUCACAGCAGCUGAUGAUAAAACUGCUCAGGUGGAAGAUUUUCUGCAGUUCCUUUAUGGCGCCAUGGCCCAGGAUGUCAUAUGGCAGAAUGCGAGUGAGGAGCAGCUUCAGGAUGCUCAGCUCGCCAUUGAGCGAAGUGUGAUGAAUCGGAUCUUCAAACUUGCCUUCUACCCUAAUCAGGACGGGGACAUACUCCGUGACCAAGUUCUUCAUGAACAUAUUCAGAGAUUGUCUAAAGUAGUGACUGCAAAUCACAGAGCUCUUCAGAUACCAGAGGUUUAUCUUCGGGAGGCACCGUGGCCAUCUGCACAGUCAGAAAUCAGGACAAUAAGUGCUUACAAGACGCCCCGGGACAAAGUGCAGUGCAUCCUGAGAAUGUGCUCCACGAUCAUGAACCUGCUGAGCCUGGCCAACGAGGACUCCGUCCCAGGAGCCGAUGACUUCGUCCCUGUUUUGGUUUUUGUGUUGAUAAAGGCAAAUCCACCCUGUUUGCUGUCCACUGUUCAGUACAUCAGUAGCUUUUAUGCCAGCUGUCUGUCUGGAGAGGAGUCUUAUUGGUGGAUGCAGUUCACAGCAGCAGUUGAAUUCAUUAAGACUAUCGAUGACCGAAAGUAACCAAGACCAAGGCCCACCAAGGCAGCAGACUGUUAGGGGGGCAUAUGGAUCUCUUAGAAAAUGUACCAGCUGCUUUGAAGGCUGAAGAUUGUUUUUGUAUAAUAUUGUACAGUGUUGAGACCUUUUAAAACAGAUCUUUACUAAACAGAUUAAUGAGCUAACAAGCAGGUUCUCUUUUCUUUGGGCUCUUUUCCUUUCUGAGUUGCAUAUUUCAUUAAUUUCUUGUCCCCAAGUAGAGACUAGUACUGCAAAAAGGGACCACAUUUUUCAGGUAUUUUGAAAUACUGAAAAAACAGAAUCUCCUAGAAAAUUCCUAGAUUUCCAUUUAUGGAUACCCAUUCUUUCUUUUCAUUAAAAAAAAAAAAAAGAGAGAGAGAGAAUAGUACACCUCUUUUAAGAUGCUGUCUAAUCUUAUAUGCAUCUAAUGGAAGGAAAAUACCAGUUGCACUGAGGAUUAUAAUAGUGGUGACAUUAGUGGCAUUAUCUAUAAAUAUACUCACCUAAAUUGAAAAGCUAAGAAGGAAAUGUAAAUAUAAUAUAUAUUUAUAUUUGAUGUAAUAUGGACAUCUUCAGAUU